Molecule: messenger RNA, 1551 nt
Organism: Colletotrichum scovillei
Lineage: Eukaryota; Fungi; Ascomycota; Sordariomycetes; Glomerellales; Glomerellaceae
Product: epsin-3
Exons: 4
Coding region: 1-1551 (516 amino acids)
Biological process (GO): endocytosis; Golgi to endosome transport
Cellular component (GO): endosome; clathrin vesicle coat; plasma membrane
Molecular function (GO): clathrin binding; phospholipid binding
Source: RefSeq, a predicted model, not a curated record
AUGGAUUGGAACAACCUCAGAGACACGGUCUCCAACAUGACCCUGUACGACGUCAAGGCUGGCGUCAGAAAGGUCCAGAAUGCCGUGAUGAAUUACACGGAAAUGGAGUCCAAGGUCCGAGAGGCAACAAACAACGAACCUUGGGGCGCGUCCUCAUCACUGAUGCAAGAGAUUGCCAACGGCACCUUCAACUAUGCUACUCUUAACGAGAUCAUGCCCAUGAUUUACCGUCGGUUCACAGAAAAGUCCGCCGAAGAGUGGCGGCAAAUCUACAAGGCUCUUCAGCUUCUCGAGUUCCUGAUCAAGCACGGCUCCGAACGAGUCAUCGACGAUGCCCGCGGCCACAUUACACUACUCAAGAUGCUCCGCCAGUUCCACUAUAUCGAUCAGAACGGAAAGGACCAAGGGAUCAACGUUCGCAACCGUGCCAAGGAAUUGGCCGAACUUCUCGGCGAUGUCGAGCGCAUCCGGACCGAGCGCAAGAAGGCGCGGGCCACCAAGAACAAGUACACCGGCGUUGAGGGUGGAAUGAGCAUGGGCGGCGGAUUCUCAAGCGGGAGCGGCAGUCGCUAUGGGGGCUUCGGAAGCGAGACCGGAGGCUACGGUGGCUACUCUGGCGGCGUCUACGGCGACGGUGGUGGGUUCGGCGGAGAAGAGAGCAACGAUUACGGCAAAACACAAUCACACGGCGACAAGUUUGAGGAGUACGACGAGUUUGAUGACACUCGCCCAGCUGCCAGCUCCUCGUCUUCUCGAUCCAAGAGACCAGAGCGAGCUGCCGCUGCCGCUGCCGCUCCCAAGGCGGAGCCACCCAAGAAGAAGGAGCCCGAAGUCGAUCUCUUCUCCUUUGACGAUCCUGCGCCGUCUUCCAUGCCAGCCCCUGUCGCCCCGGCUCCGUCCAACGGCUCCGGCUUUGCCUCCCUGUCUGCUGCUCCUGCGGCUGCCAACGACGACGAUGACUUUGACGACUUCCAGUCCGCGCCUUCGGCUCCCGCAGCAGCAACCUCCAUGUCCCCUCCCGUCAUGACAGCCAACUCUGCCACGACCUUCGCCGCUCCCCAGCCGGUCUCUGCGCCUCAACAGGCCAACAUUGGCAACAUGGUCAGCAUGUCUUCCAUGUCACCCGCUCCGAGCGCCAACUACUCAGCUUUCAGCACCCCCGCUGUUGCUUCUCCUGCCGCACAAAUCAAGCCUACUGGAUACCAGCCUUCAGGGCCCAACUACUUUGGCUCAGUUCAGACUGCGGUCCCGCAGGCUACUGGUGGGUCUUUUGCGUCUACUCCUGGUGCUCCAGCGGCGGCAAAGCCGGCUUCAGCUGCUGCUAAGCCGGCCGCUGCCGGUGGUGAUGCUUUUGGUGCCCUGUGGUCACAGGCUAGCUCCGGCGUGAAGAAGACAAGCACACCCACUGCCGGCCCGGCCUUGGGCCAGCUUGCGAAGGAGAAGAGCAGUGCCGGAAUCUGGGGUGCCCCUGCUGCGGCGUCGACACCGAAGCCUGCUGGAAACUCCUCCUCCUCCGGCGGAAACCACGGCCUGGACGACUUGCUUGGUUAA